AUGGACGCAAUCAGUGGACAAGAUUUGAACGGCAGUUUCAAAGUGGCCAAUUUGGCUGUGGCUGCACUCUCAUUCCUCAUCGGCAUCUAUAUCAUUGGUUUCGGUGCCGUUCUAGGCCUUCUCGUCUACACCUUCAUUGGUGCCAGCAUCAACGGAGCCUCGUGGUUCCGUUUGUUCGCUGGAAUCUUGAUCUUCGUCAUUGGUUUGGUGUACAUUGCCUUGGAGGCCGUACCCAGCAUUUCUCCUCCCGAGAACAUGAGCCCUGAGGGUAUUUCCAUCGGGGUCCAGGACGAAGAUGUUGUUUGA
Molecule: messenger RNA, 306 nt
Organism: Candidozyma haemuli
Lineage: Eukaryota; Fungi; Ascomycota; Pichiomycetes; Serinales; Metschnikowiaceae
Exons: 3
Coding region: 1-306 (101 amino acids)
Source: RefSeq, a predicted model, not a curated record